This is a messenger RNA of Glycine soja, 444 nucleotides long. RefSeq lists its product as uncharacterized. The transcript has a single exon. Bases 1 to 444 code for a protein of 147 amino acids. NCBI's taxonomy places the organism in Eukaryota, Viridiplantae, Streptophyta, Magnoliopsida, Fabales, Fabaceae. The record is from RefSeq and is a predicted model, not a curated record.
AUGGCAUGUCCGGAGGGGCAAAUAGUUGCUUUUGAUACAUAUACUCUGGUGGAAGAAGAUGAGUAUUGGUGGGAGAAUACUUGCCAAUGCCUAGAGGUUGAAGGUCAAGAUGUGACUUGGGAUGUCUUCAAGAGGGUAUUUUUGGAGAAAUACUUUCCUGAGGAUGUUAGGAACAAGAAGGAGAUGGAGUUCUUAGAGCUCAAGCAGAGAAACAUGACUGUGGUUGAAUAUACAUCCAAGUUUGAGGAGCUGGUGAGGUACUUUCCCCAUUAUCAAGGGAGAAAUGGUGAAAGUUCCAAAUGUGUGAAGUUUUUGAACGACUUGCGACCUGAAGUGAAGCAAGCUGUGAAUUACCAAGGUGUUCAUCAGUUCCCACUCUUGUUAACAUGUGCCGGAUUUGGGAUGAAGACUCCCGAGGCAGGGCGACCUAUUAUAGGAGUAUAG